This is a messenger RNA of Rhagoletis pomonella (apple maggot), 1252 nucleotides long. RefSeq names its product protein yellow (gene yellow-h). The record is from RefSeq and is a predicted model, not a curated record. Lineage: Eukaryota; Metazoa; Arthropoda; Insecta; Diptera; Tephritidae. Gene Ontology annotation, cellular component: extracellular region.
UGAUUUUGUGCCAGAGAACAAUCUGCCUUUGGGGAUCGAUGUGUUCGGCGACCGGAUGUUCAUAACUACUCCACGAUGGAAGGAUGGCGUUCCCGCUAGUCUUAACUAUCUCCCAUUUCCCACAAAAGAACGGAGUCCUGCCUUACGCCCAUAUCCCGAUUGGAAUGCUCAUAGUGCUGUUCAACAACCGAACUGCGCCAAACUCAUAUCCGUUUACCGCAGCUCGAUCGAUGUUUGCGGCCGUUUGUGGUUAAUCGAUUCGGGCAUCGUAAACGCUACAGUAAACUUAAACCAGAUUUGCCCACCAAAAAUCGUCGCUUUCGAAUUAGCUACCGAUGAAAUGGUGGUCAGCUUUACACUACCGCCGGAGCAAGUCAAACAGGACUCAUUGCACUCGAAUAUUUUGGCCGAUGUGCGCGCGAGUCAAUGCGAUGAUGCCCACGUCUAUGUUACGGAUGUUUGGCGCUUCGGAAUAGUCGUCUACAGUUUGGCCAAGAAUCGCAGUUGGCGAGUUACGAACUACAAUCUUAAUCCGAAUCCGGUUGCAUCUGAUUUUAAUGUUUAUGGACUGAACUUCCAGUGGUUAGACGGUGUAUUUGGUAUGAGUUUGUCCUUGGUGCAGCACAACAAGUCUACGCUGUAUUUUCAUCCAAUGGCUAGUUUUAAGGAGUUUGCUAUUUCUACAGACCUUUUACGAGACGAGAGCCUGUGGCCAGCGCGUGCUCAGGAGGUAGCCAAACAUUUCGUCGAAAUCGGCGAUCGCGGACCCUUAAGCCAGUCGUCUGCAGCCGGUAUUGCUCGAAACGGAGUUAUGUUCUACACACAGGUGCAUCAGGAUAAUAUCGGUUGUUGGGAUACCGCGAAGCCAUAUGUGCGUGGCAAUUUAGCAAUGUUGCUAAGCAGCAGGCAAACAUUGGUGCAGUUCCCCAACGAUAUGAAGAUUGACCAGGAACCCCAGCAGGGUGUCUGGGUGAUGAGCAAUCGCCUCCCGAUCUAUCUCUACGGUCAGCUGGAUUACAGCGAUAUUAAUUUCCGUAUUUUGCGCGCAGAAGUGGAAGAAGUCAUUCGCAACUCCGUGUGUGACCCGAAAGUAAAGGAAGUGCACGCUGACAUCCCCGUUGUGGUGGAGUUACACGAGGGACAAUGUUACUGAGUUUUUAGUUCUAUUUUUUGCCAAACUUAUUUUAUAAAAAUUCGAAUUGCAAAUCACAUUAAAAAUGUUUAAUAAAGUAAUGAAUAUGAAGAAAAUGCA